Molecule: messenger RNA, 2241 nt
Organism: Williopsis jadinii
Lineage: Eukaryota; Fungi; Ascomycota; Saccharomycetes; Phaffomycetales; Wickerhamomycetaceae
Gene: GSH1
Product: glutamate--cysteine ligase
Exons: 1
Coding region: 247-2241 (664 amino acids)
Biological process (GO): glutathione biosynthetic process
Molecular function (GO): glutamate-cysteine ligase activity
Source: RefSeq, a predicted model, not a curated record
GUGGGCCAAGAGGAAGGGAUAGAGAACGCCAGCAGGAGCAAAGCAAACACAGUGCUCUUGACUAUACACCACGAAACAGUUGAGGAGGGUCAGCACGAUUUGUUCAUUCCUUUUCAGCAGAGGUGGCCAGUCUUUCUUGGAGUAUAUACUAUCGGCUUAAGGUUUAGUCGGGAGGAACAAGAAGCGACACACACAGCGAACCAACACACUUGGAAACCCACUGCUUAAGCUAUUGAGUACCAUACGAUGGGGCUGCUAUCAUUAGGGACUCCGCUUCCUUGGGAACAGACAAGGGAGUACGCGGAGCACGUCCGCACUGAGGGUAUCGAACAGUUGAUCAAGAUGUUCAAGGCUGCAUAUGCAAGAACCGGUGAUGGCUAUCUAUGGGGAGACGAAGUGGAGUACACCCUGGUCAAGUUUGAUCAUGGUCGUGGUCUUGCUCUGCUGAGUAUCGAUAAGGACAGCGUAUUGGCUGAUCUCAACGAGGACGGACCACUGGCACAGCUGUCUGUGGACAAUGAUCUCAACUUCCACCCGGAAUAUGGCCGCUUCAUGCUGGAGGCCACACCGCUGGCUCCGUACAACGGUGAUUCGCUGGAGAACUACUUGUACGUGGAGAGGAACAUGAACAGCAGAAGAUCAGUGGCGCAGACUGCGAUUGCUGACGGCACCAUCAAGCCGUUGACCAUAACGGUGUACCCAUUGAUGGGCAUCAACACCUUCACCUUCCCAUCAGCGGUGGCUAACGGCGAGGCAUCACAAUCGCUGUUCUUACCGGAUGAGAUCAUCAACAGACAUGCGAGAUUCCCAACAUUGACGGCCAACAUUCGGAAACGCCGUGGUGAGAAGGUGGCCAUCAACGUACCGCUCUACAAGGAUACAAAUACGUUAUCCAUUGACGAGUCAAUUCCAAAGGGACGCUCCCUGUUCAAGCACGACGAAGAACCAGAGCUCGGUGCAGCACUGCCAGGGCAUAUAUACAUGGACUCCAUGGGAUUCGGUAUGGGAUGCUCAUGUCUACAAGUAACAGUGCAAGCACCAAACUUGAACAGAGCUCGUUACCUCUAUGAUUCAUGGGCUAAUUUUGCACCAUUGUUCCUAGCAUUGACGGCAGCAGCGCCAGUGUUCAAAGGCCACUUAGCUGACCAGGAUGUCAGAUGGAACGUCAUUUCUGGUGCUGUUGAUGAUCGUACUGCCUACGAACGUGAUGUUAAGCCUCUGCAUAGCGAUGGCGCAUUUGGUGGAAUGACAGACGAAGCCAAAGCUCGGGCUCAGAAGAUCCCUAAAUCUCGUUACGAUGGCAUCGAUUCUUUCCUUGGUGAUAUUCAGAACGAUUUCGCAAAAGAUGGGGAAGCAGUGUUCAAGUACUUCUCUCCAGAGUUGAACGACAUCAGCCCUCCAAUCAACGAGAGGACGCUACAGAGACUCGCACAGGAACCUCAGUUUGACCCUGUCCUUGCUCGUCACUUCGCACACUUGUACGUUCGUGAUCCAAUUGUGAUCUUCGAAGAACGUAUACACCAAGACAAUGACGAUGAAACGGAUCACUUUGAGAACAUUCAAUCCACCAAUUGGCAGACGUUGAGGUUCAAGCCACCAACUCAACAGGCAACACCGGAUAACAAAUCCGUUCCAGGAUGGAGAGUGGAAUUCAGAACAAUGGAGAUCCAGCUCACAGAUUUUGAGAAUGCUGCUUUCUCAAUCUUCAUUGUUCUCCUGGGACAGGCAAUACUUGCGACAGAUUCCAACUGGUACAUUCCAAUCUCCAAGAUUGAAGAUAACAUGAAACGUGCACAUCACAGGGACGCAGUAUUGAAGGACAAGUUCCAUUUCAAAGCUGAUAUCAACUCGCCAACAUUCGACACGGUGGAGCUGUCACUGGACGAGAUUGUCAAUGGCUGCGAUAGCUUUAUCGGAUUGAUGGCACUUGUGAAGAAGCACUUGGAAUCUCGCUUUGGAAUUACUGGUGACGACUUAUCGCCAAAGGGUACACACGCUAGGAUCUACUACUACUUGGAAUUGAUCUCCAAGAGAGCCAGUGGCGAGCUACCAACUGCUGCUAAAUUCAUAAGAAGGUUCUUGCUCGACCAUAAGGACUAUCAACACGACUCCAAAAUAACUGCUAGAAUGAAUUACGAUUUGUUGAACAAGUUGAAUAGCAUUUCAGAACUUGGUGAAGAUGUUAGACAGUUGUUGGGUGAUGACAUUGGCAACUACUUGAUAAACAACCCAAAGGCUUAA